AUGCGUGAGAUUAUCAGUCUCCAGCUCGGCCAGCUGAGCAACUAUGCGGCCACUCACUUCUGGAAUGCUCAGGAAUCAUAUUUCACGUAUUCGGCGGACGAAACGUCACCCGUGGACCAUAAUGUUCACUGGAGAGCUGGCGUAGGCGCUGAUGGCUCCGAAACAUUUCUCCCACGGACAGUCAUCUAUGACCUCAAAGGCGGCUUUGGCUCUCUGCGCAAGAUCAAUGCCCUUUACGAGGCAGAGUCGGAGGUUGAUGCGGCCUCUCUAUGGUCAGGCCAAUCUGUCGUCCACAAGCAGACGCCCAUCGACCCCAGCGCCUACCAGCAAAGCCUGGACGCAGGCACAGAACCUCCCCAACUGACGACGUCCACUGUGAGAUACUGGUCUGACUUCUCCCGCGUCUUCUUCCACCCUCGGUCUCUGGUCCAGCUUUAUGACUUUGAGCUCAACUCCACAACCAUGCCCUUUGAGCGCUUCUCCAUGGGCACUGAGCUGUUCUCCGUCCUCGACAAGGAGCAUGAGCUCGUGGACCGAGACUUUCGACCCUUUGCGGAGGAAUGCGACCGGUUACAAGGGAUUCAGGUGUUUACCACCAUCGACGACGCUUGGGGUGGCUUCUCGUCCUCGUAUCUUGAGUCGCUGCGGGACGAGUUCCCCAAGUCCUGCAUCUGGACCUGGGGUCUGCAGAGCCCCCUGCUCGACAUCCCCAGAGCCAAGCGCCAGUUGCGACUGGCAAACCUGGCCCAUAGUGUUGAGCAACUUUGUACCCAAGCCUCGACUCUGGUUCCAUUGGCUCUGCCCGAAGGUGACUUGUCGGCCGGCGUGUCGAUGGAUCGCCGCUCAGCAUGGCACACAUCUGCUCUUAUGGCGGCGGGAAUAGAGACUGCUACUCUGCCAUCGCGUCUGUCACAGGGCUCUGUUGAUCAGCCCGCUUCUCUAGAUGACUUGGCCGAGAGUCUUAAUGCGGCUGGCAACCAGCCCCUGGCGAGCAUGCACAUGUCUCUGGCAACCACAAAAGAUGCGCCCGAAGACAGCCGCAUCGAUGUCGACUUCUUCCAAGUAGGACGGCAGUGGAAUAGGCAGCAUGUUCAACAACGGGAUACGCACAAGCACAUAUUUGGCGCAAUCCUGUCUUGCCGAGACUUGGAUCCUCUGGAGAAUGCAGACCAGGAUGAAGCUGGACACCUCGGUCAAGGUGAACGCCCAAUCAUUGGCAACCCCGUUGUUCGCAAAUACGAUUCAUCUCUCCGGUUCCCUCUGCUAGAUGCCUACCCGCAGAUCUAUUCUCGAGUCGCAGGGCAACCCAACAUUGGUGUGCAGACCACCCUUUCCACCAACAGCUCCAUGGUACAGCGGAUCAGGACAUUGCGGUCCGAAUCGGCACGGCUCGUGGCGCUCAACGAAAGAGAAGACUUGAGUAACGGACUGGCUGAGCUUGCAGACGCCUACCAGGAAGGUUGGUUCAGUGGCAGCGAUGAGGACGACGACGAUCUGUGA
This is a messenger RNA of Fusarium keratoplasticum, 1500 nucleotides long. RefSeq names its product Protein DML1. Gene Ontology annotation, biological process: mitochondrion distribution. The coding region runs from base 1 to 1500 and encodes 499 amino acids. The record is from RefSeq and is a predicted model, not a curated record. NCBI's taxonomy places the organism in Eukaryota, Fungi, Ascomycota, Sordariomycetes, Hypocreales, Nectriaceae. Gene Ontology annotation, cellular component: cytoplasm. The transcript is spliced from 4 exons.